CUUCGACUCCGCAAAAGACACCACCCAGUCUUUGCCAUCUUCAAAUCAACACAAUGCGCCGGUACCAUAACGUUGCGAUUUCACCGUGGUUGGACCCGUUUGCCAGUGCGCUGACACCGGCGAAGCCCUACGCUCAGUCCGCCGAGUCUUCCGCGUAUAAACGCGUAAUACAAUACCCCCCUCCAGUCUUCACACAUCCGGACGUGCAGAUGAUAUUAGAAAGUGAUGAUGAGGAUGAUGGAGCUGCGGGCGCCCCGGUAAUGUCUGGAGCAUUGCCUGUAGAAGAGGCACCACCAGCACCAGAACCUCCAGCAAGCGACCCAGAACCACCGCCUCCGCCGCCUCCCCCUCCGCCUGAACCUGAACCAACAGAAAGCCAGCCAGAAGUGGACGCACCACCUCCUCCACCCCCUCCAUUCCCUCCACUAGAACCUGAGGAGAGUUCAGCUGCAGCAGAAGAUGUCCCCGAGGCACCCGCCCCACCAGAGGCUCCAGAAGAGCCAGAAGUCGUGGAAGAACCUGUAAAACAAGACGAACAGAACGAUGAUGGUGACGGCGGUGCACCGCUAGACGAACCCGCUGCUAGCGAAGAACCCGUCAGUGAAGCACUACAGGACGCGGAGCCUAAAGGCGACGACGACAGUGCAAUCCCGGCUACGGAAGGUGACCAAGGUGGUGUCGAGAUAGUCGCUGACAGUGCCGAGCCGGCAUCGGAAUCGAAUCCUUCGCCUGAUGACCCAAAGUCCGAAGGUAGUUCCCCAGACGCCACAAGUGAUGGACCUAGCGAAGAGAACACGCCUGCGCAUGAAGAGCCAGCUGAAGAGCCUUCUCCACCAAUUGAGCCAGCAAAUACUCCAGAAGUGGAAGCUAGCGCCGAUGAUACUACGGGUGAAGCCGCACCAGAGCCUGGCCCACCCACUGAAGAACCGCCUCCUGGCCCUGACGAAGCACAACCAGUCCAGGAGCAAGCAGCGGAGCCUGCAGAAUCUGAAGAUACACCUUCUCCUAGUGCACCCGAAGAAGUAAAGGAGCCAGAAACAGCACCUGAAGAGUCCGCGCCGACUCCCGAAGAAGGUCCGGGAGAAAUGGAAGCUGUAAUACCGGACUCCGAGCCCCCUCCACCUCCCCCUCCGCCUGCCCCUGCGGACCCUGUUGCGGCUGAAGAAGAACCUAAAAGUGAAGAUGUGCCAUCAUCUGAUCCUGCCGCUGAUCCUGCCGCCGCAAUGCCGCAUGAAGAGAAAAAUGUGCACUUUCCUCCGGACAUGAAAGAGCCCAAACCUAGCACGAUCGGGAGGAAGAAGAAUAGCAAAGCGAACGGUAGAGGAAAGGCCAAAGGUUUUGUGAGGCAAAAGGACUCACCAGCGCCUGCUCCUGCUCCUCCUCCAGCAAAAGAAGUCAAGAAAAAGGAGAAGGAGAGUAAAGCUACGCCGGCUCCGCCACCACCCUCUUCCAACGAGAAAAAGAAGACUCCCACUAAGAAAGUGGAACCAAAAGCCAAGAGGGACAAAAAGAGUAAGGGUAAGAAAGGGAAAGGAAAGGUGGAAGAUAAGGAUUCCGAGUCUGCGUCACUUGACAAGGAGUCCCCUGAGGUUAUUGAAGUUCCAAACGACCCUCCGGCACCACCUCCUGAACCAGAAGCCCCGGCAGAUGUACCUACAGAUAGCGCUGAAGUGCAAAACGAGGUCCCUCCACCACCCCCUCCGCCACCUGACGAGCCGGCGGACACGCCGCCAGAAAACAGUGAUGAGCAAAACGAUACAGUCGAGGCGGAAACAAGCACAGGGGAUGACGUUCAAGACGACUCGCCUCCCCCGCCUCCGCCUCCGCCUCCCCCGCCAGAGAUGCCCGCAGAAACGCCCUGGGGAAAUGCAGAAGAGCCAUCACCGCCAGAAGAUGGUACCCCAUCAGACAGUGUAGAAGCUGAAAGCGAGCCCGCGGAAUCGAAACCGCCUGCGCCCACCGAAGAUUCGUCAGAGCCCAGCGAGCCCGUUGAGCAACCUGUGACAUCGCCUUCCUCCGAUGAUGUUGCAGUUGAAGAGAAGGCCGUUGACCCGGAGCCCGAGUCUACCUCAGCCCAGCCCGAGGAAAGUGAAGCCCAAAACGAGGCUCCUUCACCACCCGCCCCUCAGGAACCACCUGCAGACGAAGUCGCUGAGGUGGCCGAAGAAAAGCCGGAAAAUGUGGAAGCUGAGGUCCCCGUGGAGGAGACACCUACGAGUACUGAUGACGCCGAGCCAGCACCAGAGCCAACGCCACCAUCACCUGAAGAAGCUCCAAAAGAGGGAGACGAGGGCGAGAGUGCUGAGAAAGCCCUAGAGGACUCAGCUGAGGCAGCGGGUGAUGACGCGAAAGAAGAGGAGAAUACGCCGGUUGCUGUAGGUGAAGAAGAGGCGGAAAGUGCAGCUGAAGAGCCCGCAUCAGACCCAACUCCACCUCCGCCUGAAGCCCCUGUUGAAAUAGAAGGCGAAAUAGAAGGCGAAACAGCACCAGAUGAGCCAAUCGAGCCCACUUUCGAAGAGCAGAAAGACGAAGAGGCUUCACCAGCUGCUUCACCCGAGGCAAAAACGGAACUCCCAAUUGAAGAACCUGCUUCGGAAUCAACUGCAGCUCCUAAGGAAGCAGCAGAGCCAAGUGAACCUGUCCCUGGAGAAGCGAAAGAAGAGGAAAGCGCACCACCAGCUGAAGCAAAGGAAUCGGAGGCCCCAGUCGUUGAAGCGCCCACGGAAGUGGCCUCCGAGGACCAAAGCGGCCAGGAGCCGCUUUCCAUUGCCGAAGAUAUUCAGCUAAAGGCAGACCCUGAAGUGAAGGAACAGGAACCUGAGACUGACGGCGCAAAGCCCGGAGACUCGGCCGUCGAAUCGCCUGUUGCUACCGAGGAACCGGUUGUGGAAGAAUCUGCCCUGGAAAAGCCUGCUGUGGAAGAAACUGCUGUGGAGGAAACUGUAGCCGACGGACCAAGUGUUGAAGAACCCGCCGUCCAGGAGCCUGCUGCGGAAGAGUCUACAACCAACAAAGAAGAAAAUCCCAAUGUUGAAGAAGCCGCGGCCCAAGAACCUACACCAGAGGACCCUGUCACCGAAACACCGUCUGCUACGGAAGUGGAAGAAGGAGUGGCGCCUGUAGGCAGUGAACUGGCUCAAGACGACGACCCCAAAGGGGUAGCUGAGUCGACCGAAGGAGAGAAUGCGGCUGAAGCGCUCAAGGAGGCCGUCAAUGAUGAGCAAGAGGUGGACGAAGCGGAAACCCCUGAGUCUGUUCCUGAAGCUCCAGCUGAGGAAGAGAAGGCGACUGAAACACCCCCGGAAGCUGGCGAAGAUGAACACAAAGAAGACGAAGGGGAAACCCCUGAACCUACUGCCGAAACUCCAGCCCCUAUUGAAGAGGAGAAGGUGGAUGAACCACCUCCAGAAGUUGGUGAAGAUGUACACAAAGAGGAUGAAGGGGAAACCUCUGAGCCCACUGCCGAAGCUGCUAACCCCGUCGAAGAAGAAAAGGCUCCUGAAGUACCCGCGGAGGUUGUCAAUGAUGAACAGAAAGUAGACGAUGAGGAAGGCUCUGAACCUACUGCCGAAGUUCCACCUACUGCCGAAGAGGAGAAGGUGGCUGAAGCACCCCCGGAUACUGUCAGUGAUGAACACGAAUCGGAUGAAGUGGAGAGUCCCGAGCCUGCUACAGAGGAUCCUCCCGCUGUAGAUGCCCCAGGAGAAGAAACAGUACCCACUGAGGAUCCUACUCCUGCCGACGAAGAGAGCCCAGUCGACACCUCAACGCAGCCCACCUCGGAGGCUCCCGAUGUAGAUGAGAAAUCAGACGACGGCCCUGAGGCAGCCGACCCAACCGACAGUUCCGAGACAAAGGAGCCAGAAAAUGUGCCAGAGAGUUCAGACGCAGAGUCUGCUAAUGAGUCUACCGCGGUAGAGACGCCCAGCGAUGCCGCUCCAGCUGGUGAAGAUGCCGCCGUUACGGAAGAGGCCAAUAUUGAACAAGUUCCUGUCAGCAUCGAUGAUUCCCCACCAAUCGAGGCCGAAGCCAUGGCCCCUACUGUUCCAGAUCCGGCUUUAGAGCCUCCCGCAGAUAGUCCUGCAGAAGACCCUCCUACAGAAGACAAACCCCAAGUGCCCGAUGAGAGUCCAGCAGCAGAAAAGCCAGCUGAACCUAUCCCGGAGGAUGUCGUUAGUGAGCAAGAAGUUGAAGCCAAGCCAGAGGAACCUCCCCCUGCACAAGAAGAGGAGACUAACGCGCCAGAACAAGCUAAGGAGCAAAAGAUUAAUGAGAGCCCAACCACUCAAGAAGAACUGGUCUCAACAGAGGCGGAAAAUCCGGAGGAUAAGCCUAGCUCAGAGGAUGUCGGUAGUAGUGAGCAAACGCCCGCCAGCGAAGAGGCUACCAAACCUUCUCCUAAGACUACUUCGCCCGAAGAACCUAGUGAAGAGCCUAGUCCAGAGGUCCCUGAAGGCAGCGAAGAAGCUGAUACCGAUGAACCCCCUGCCGAAGCCCCAUUGGAUACCGCGACAGUAGACGUGCCUCCUGUAGAAACAGUUGAGGUUGAACCAAAGGUUGAGGAAGCUCCGAAAGAUCCUCCUGCUCCAGAAGGAGAAGCGAGUGAAGCCCCAAGUAGCGAAGAAGCCAAAGUGGAUGAAGUGGGAAGCCCUGCGCCUAUUGUAGAGGACUCCCCGGCAGUAGAGGACUCCCCAGCAGUAGAGGACUCCCCAACAACAGAUCCGCCAGCUGAAGAGCCUGCCCCCCUUGAAGAUCCGGCUCCAGUCGAAGACGCUUCUCCUCCUCCUGAGGAGCCAGCUUCCGAAAAACCAGCUCCAGUCGAGGAGGCCCCCCCUCUCGAAGAAUCAGCCUCAAUUGAAGACGCUUCCCCUCCUGAGGAACCAGCUCUAGUGGAAGAUGCUCCCCCUCCUCCUGAGGAGCCAGCUACCGAAGAACCAGCUUCAGUCGAAGAUGCUUCUCCUCCUGCUGAGGAACCAGCUCCAGUUGAUGAUACUCCCCCACCUCCCGAAGAACCAGCCUCAGUCGAAGAAGCUCCUCCAGAAGAACCAGCUUCAGUCGAAGACGCUCCUCCUCCUCCUCCUCCUCCUCCUGAGGAACCAGCUCCAAUUGAUGAUACUUCCCCACCUCCUCCCGAAGAACCAGCUCCGGUCGAAGACGCUACCCCACCUCCUCCCGAAGAACCAGCUCCGGUCGAAGAUGCUACCGCGCCUCCUCUCGAAGAACCAGCCUCAGUCGAAGAAGCUCCUCCCGAAGAACCAGUCCCAGUCGAAGACGCUCCCCCUCCUCCUCCUGCUGAAGAGCCAGCCCCCGUCGAGGAAGACAAGGCGAUCGAGCAAGUCUCGGAAGACCCUCCGCCUCCAGAAGAAACUGAGAGUGCUCCACCGGCUGCAGACGACCCUCCAGUCAUCGAUGCCCCGGCCGAAGACACUACCCCUACCGAAGUGCCGGCCCCUGUGGAGGAAGAAAAGGCAAUCGAAGCACCCCCAGAGCAACCCGCCUCGGACGCGGUGGAUGUCGAGCCAACACCGAAAGACACUGCUCUAACCCCUCCCGAGGAAGAGAAAGCGGUUGAAGCACCUGCCGAGGAAGAGAAAACGGUUGAAGCGCCUGCCGAGCCGCCUGCAGCCCCGAAGACUCCACCCAAUGAAUCCGCCAUAGCCAACGAACCAGCUUCUCCGAGUUCGCCCUCGAAAGAGAAACGGCCCAGGCGGUCCUCUUAUUCGAAUCGAGAUGCCUGGGCUCGACCGCACCAACACCGAAGGAGACGAGAGAGUGAUGCUAGCAUCGGUGGAAUCUCUCUCGUCGCUGCAGUAAAGGCUAUCGGGAGUGCCGGAAAGGAGAAGCGGAGAGAUAGCAUGACAAGCAAGGAUUCUGGAAAGGCCAGGGAGAAGGCUAGAGAAGUGAUCAAGGACGCUAGCAAGGACAAGGGUAAAGAAAGCAAGAAGGAAGGAGACAAGUCUAGUCCUCGAAGCCGGGAACGGGAAACAGAAAAGGAGGCUAAUCGUCGUACCCUUCGUGCUGCUGAAGAAGAGGUUGAACAACGCCGCAAGCGUCGUGACUCACAUCGACCCUCUGACAGUAAGAAGAAGGACGAAUCUCGGCGAAAGGCUCCCGCAGAGGCAGAGAAGAAAAGGACUGAGACUGAGGAAGAACGGAGGAUUAGACAUGAGGAGCGCAAGGCCGCGAAGAAAGCUGAGGCAGAGAAAGCUGAGGCAGAGAAAGCUAAGGCUGAAGAAGAGCGCAUUGCCGAAAAAGAGCGCAUUGCAAAAGAAGAAGCCGAAAGGCGAGCGCGCCAUGAGGCUAGAAGAGAGGCAAAGCGGCUUGAAGCUGCAAAACGUAGGGAAGAGGAAGAAGCGGCGGCAGCAAAGCGUGAAGAAGAGGAGGAGGAAACGGAAAGACGGCGUCGACGGCGCGAGAAGAAAAGGUUGGAGCGUGAACAAGAAGCCAAGAGGGCGGCCGAUCGAGUCCGACCAAAGGCCAAAGAGGUGGAACGACCAGUGACCAGAGACGCUGCUCGACGCGCUGCUGAAGAAGAUUCUGAGGUGUCUCCUGCUUCUCCGGUAUCUCCUCGCGGUCCUUCAAGACGGCAGACUGGUCUGAGUGAUCGCGCCCGUGACGCUUCACCACCUCCAUGGGCUAGAAGAAACAGCAUUCUCGGAGGUCUUUUUGGUCGAUCAAAGACGGAACCUAUAGUACCUAUCGCUCCCAAAGUCUUGAAGCCUGUCAGCAAAGUCAAGACGGAUCCGAUUCCUCCGCCAGCGGUCAGAAGUCUUGGGAAAGAGAAAGAACGCCCGACAAGCAGCAAGCUAAGCUCAGAAGACAGUCAAGGGGAGCGCCCGCAUCACCGACACAGACGCCACUCCCAUCACCACCGUCAGAGAACCGAGUCAGAAGAAGCAGAACACCGAGCUAGGAAGGAGCGUCGCGCUGCGCGUGGUGCCAAAGAGAAGGAAUUCGAGAUGUCAGGAGCUGCAGAUGGCGGAGGUGUUACUUUGGAAGCAGAGCCCGAAGUAGUCCCCGAAGCACCUCGUGAAGCACUUCGUGAAGCACCUAUUGAGGAGCCACCAGCGCCUCCCGAGGCCCUCGUCCAAGACGCGGCUGCUGUAGUAGGAUCACAUUCUCCCGGCGAACGACGUGCGCAUCGAUCCAGCCGAAGGAUGUCAGUGAAUGAAAGACCCAAGACUGUGAGAGCCGAGAGCGAUCGACCGCGAUCAAGCAAAGUCGAGAGUGCUGAGAAGCCAAGAAUCUCGAGACGAGAGACGGAGAGGAGAAGAUCUAAGAAAGACGAACCGCCAAUGAAAGGAUUCUGGGGAGGUUUGAGGAAGAUGGUUGCUUGAUUUUUGUUCUCCCUUCUCUUCUUGUUUGCAUAAUUAUGAUUGAUAUGACAUUUUACAUUGCUGGCCUCGAUUUAGCGCUUACGAAAUGAGUCUUUCGGAUACGUUUUUUUCGUUUGUAUUGGGCGGCAUUUUGUAAUUGUAUGCUGUAUGAGUCUAGGGAAGUAACAUAUGCAUUGCUGGGAGCUGGCCAAUUGCGUUCGUAGUGGUCUCUCGAGCCUAAGAGACGAUUUUUUUUUUCUAUUCAUUUCUUGGAGGUAACAUUGUAUUAGUCUUAAUGAUUGACGAUUUCUGGCUAUUCCUACAAUACCAAAUUAUGGUUUGUACUUGCAAUAAAUCUGUGCACACCCGUUUACCACUGC
This is a messenger RNA of Mytilinidion resinicola, 7696 nucleotides long. RefSeq lists its product as uncharacterized. Bases 54 to 7337 code for a protein of 2427 amino acids. The transcript is spliced from 2 exons. NCBI's taxonomy places the organism in Eukaryota, Fungi, Ascomycota, Dothideomycetes, Mytilinidiales, Mytilinidiaceae. The record is from RefSeq and is a predicted model, not a curated record.